Molecule: messenger RNA, 1317 nt
Organism: Folsomia candida
Lineage: Eukaryota; Metazoa; Arthropoda; Collembola; Entomobryomorpha; Isotomidae
Product: serine/arginine-rich splicing factor 1
Exons: 6
Coding region: 281-994 (237 amino acids)
Cellular component (GO): ribonucleoprotein complex; nucleus; cytoplasm
Molecular function (GO): mRNA binding
Source: RefSeq, a predicted model, not a curated record
CAUUUUCUCUCACUCCGCUUGCACAAUACAACAAAUCCACCUCAGCAGAUCCUCCAUUUAUAUUUAUUUAACUGGGCAGUUAAAUACAUUUGUAAAUUCCUCGUAUACAAGGAAGAAGGAAGAAGACGCUAUUUUGCUGACGUGUUUUCCAGUUGUGCUUCGUCAAGGAAAUAUUAUAUAGUUAGUUGCUCGUCUUCUAGUCCCACUAGCAAAUAAAAGUUUAAAUUUUGACAACCCCGAUUUUCUUGUUUUUGAAAAAGUAAUUUUUGUCGUCAUCAUAAUGUCUGCCAAAGAUCGUCGCCUAUACGUCGGAAAUCUACCAAAUGAUGUCCGAUCAAAGGAUAUCGAAGACCUUUUCCGCAAGUUUAAGGUGAUGGAUGUUAACCUCAAGCUCCCUCGGGGUGGGUUGCCCUUUGCGUUUUUGGAGUUUGAGUCCUCAAAGGAUGCUGAGGACGCGCUGCGACGACGAAAUGGGUACAAAUUGGAUGGUUAUCGAAUUAGAGUCGAGUAUCCUACAGGAAGUGGUCCAAGGACUGGUGGGGGUGGCGGUGGUCGAGGUGGUGGUGGACGAGGUGGGCGAGAUGGAGGACGAGAUGGUGGGAGGAGACCUGGAGGUGCUGCGUUCAGCCGAAGUGAAUUUCGGGUUAAAGUUGAAGGAAUUCCUCCAUCUGGGUCUUGGCAAGAUCUCAAGGAUCAUAUGCGAGAGGCUGGAGAAGUUUGUUAUGCUAACGUGUCCAAGGAUGGAACAGGAAUUGUCGAAUUCGCUCGAUAUGAUGACAUGAAGUAUGCUAUCAAGAAACUCGACGACUCGCGAUUCCGAUCACACGAGGGGGAGGUGGCGUAUAUUCGAGUUCGAAAGGAUUCUGAAUCGGGAUCCCGCUCUCGAUCACCUCGAAGCCGGAGCCGCAGUUAUUCCCCUGCUCCAAAGCGUUCAAGGGGUUCUGCUGAUCGUGAGAGUCGUUCACGAUCUCGAUCCAAUGAUUCUCGUCGUUAAGAGUUUGCUGUUGGUUUCAAGAAUUACGUGAUUCAAGACGGAAAUGAAUUAAAAACAACAACAGCAUUUAUGUACUUUAGUUGUUUGGUGUAUUGGCGUCUUUGUAUUAAGUGUUGUUCUUUUUCUUAUUUUUACUAUACAACUUUCAAUUAUUCAUUUUAUAUUCUGGUCUGAACACGUGAUUCACACGGGUUAGUGUUUUAAGAAUCAUGAAAGUUUACUGCUAUCAAGAGUGAAAUAUCAAGAGUUCAUUUUGCAAAAUUCAAAUUGUUUCAACCAACUGUUUAUUUUCUGAAUAAACAUUUAUAAAAUGUUAAUUGAUA